AUGAUGUCCGGCGAGGCAUGGCUGUACCUGUUGGCGGUGCUGAUCAAUGCCGUCAACCUGUUCCUGCAAGUUUUCUUCACGAUCAUGUAUAGCGAUCUAGAAUGUGACUACAUUAACCCUAUCGAUCUCUGCAACCGUCUUAACACCUAUAUUGUCCCUGAAGCCGCUGUGCACGGCUUCUUGACUUUCCUAUUCCUUAUCAACGGGUACUGGAUUGCGCUUUUGCUCAAUCUGCCACUCCUAGCGUUUAAUGUGAAGAAGAUCGUGGACAACGCACAUUUACUCGACGCCACUGAGAUCUUCAGGAAGCUCAAUGUACACAAAAAGGAAUCAUUCAUCAAACUAGGUUUCCACCUCAUAAUGUUCUUCUUCUACCUUUAUUCGAUGAUCGUUGCCUUGAUCCGAGACGAAUCGAAUUGA
This is a messenger RNA of Hyaloscypha bicolor E, 420 nucleotides long. Its product is annotated as cornichon. NCBI's taxonomy places the organism in Eukaryota, Fungi, Ascomycota, Leotiomycetes, Helotiales, Hyaloscyphaceae. Gene Ontology annotation, cellular component: COPII-coated ER to Golgi transport vesicle; endoplasmic reticulum membrane. Bases 1 to 420 code for a protein of 139 amino acids. The transcript is spliced from 4 exons. Gene Ontology annotation, biological process: endoplasmic reticulum to Golgi vesicle-mediated transport. The record is from RefSeq and is a predicted model, not a curated record.